AUGCAUGACAUCCAGCCGAUCCCACCUUCGGCGCCGGUCAAGACCGAGAUCCUGGCCCUCUUCCGCCACGGACCGCACCUCAAUGCCCGCUACGCGAACUUCAUCAUUACCGGCAUCAUUCGAGACGGCUUCGUCUCCUUUUCCCACUGCCGCCCGGCCACACUCUCCUCCGACAUUGAAGCUCCCUUCGAGAAGUCCGCCCUCCAGGGGCUCACUCUUCGCCUCGGCUUGGCCUCCAAGUGGAUGAAGACCGUUGGCGUUCCCCACAAGUCCCUCAUCGUCGGACGCAAUACCGCCCUUCUCAUCCACCUGGGCGAAAUUGUCGUCAUGCGCUUCGACAAAUCCGGACAUGCUCCAGGCCCCGUAUACUGGGAGCAUGGCGACAUCCCGCACGGUACCACCUUCCAACUGCGAGCCAGCUUAAUCUACUUGACCUCCCAGCCGGAGCCCAUUGGCUUCAUGAACGCCGGCGAGGUCUUCCUCUUCGAACACCUGGUUCUCUGCCAGGGACAGCUCCACAUCAACACCGGCUCCUUCACGGCACAGGUGGCCUUCCACUCCCUCGGCCAGGGCGCCCGGGAGAUCACCCUGCCCGAUGUCCCGGUCGCCGACCAGUGCAUCGGCUGCCUCGGCUUCUCGCCCCACAUCCAGACCCAGCUCUGGUCCCUCGCCCUGGAAAAACGCCAGGGCAAUCUCCGCUCCCUGGGUCUCGCCUGCAAGUCCCUCCUCUCCUGCUACCUUUCCCGCAACAUUCUCUUGAGGCGCCUUUUCGCACAUGAAGACAAGCUGCUGCUCAUCCUCCAUGGCUGCCUCAUCCUGGCGCAGUUCCCUCAACCCCUGAGUACCCUCUGCCCUGGCACCCUGGAUGGCCCUAUCCCGGAGGUGGUCCUGCUGCAGGGGCUCUCCCUCGAGGCCCACUUCGAGCCGCUGGCCACCCGCGGCACGGUCUUGCUCGUGGACCCGGACCAGCGCACCGGCUACUCCAUCGACAUGAACCACCCCUUGUCCAAGUUCUCCAUCUUCCCCCAGGUCCCCCUCCCGCGGUUUGAGAACACCGCCGCCAACUGGUCCUUCUUCUCGCGCGACGCAUUCUGCUUCAUCGCUCCGAAGACCUCGGCCAUCUUCUCCCUCAGCUCCAUGAACUCCUUGGCCCAGAUUACCACCGGCUCCGACAUGGCCUUCCUCUUCGCCGGAAAAGGUACCCUGAAAUCCGUGCACCUCGGUGGCCCGACCCAAACACACCAGGCCCUCGGCUUCGGCGGACUGGCCGACCCCAAGCGGCUCAUGGUCCUCGGCCGGCGCUUCCUCUCCCUGCACGAGAAUUACCUCGUCUGCCAUGAGUACCACCUGGGCCUGGAGGACUUCCGCCCGGCAAGCUUCUCCUUCGCCCUGCGCCUGGCCGCACAGGCCGGCAACCUCAGCCUGGAGCCGGCCGUCCCGCCGGCCGACGACCGCUGCCGCGUGGUGGUCGACAACCAGUGGGCCAUCGUCGUGGAUCUGGCCCUGGCCCGGGUGCUGUCCUACCAGCCGGCCAACCGCCCCCUUGAUCAGCCGACCAGCGCCGAUCUCCACUCCAGCGGCGGACCCAUGACCGCGCUGUCCGGACACCUGGCCGCGCUCGACCUCAAUGGCGUGCUCCUCUUCGGCACGACACUCGAUGCCGACCGGCGGCUGGUCAUCAGCGACUCGCCGGAGCCCAUGCGCCACUGGUCCUUCCGGCCAAAUGGCGUGUUCACCCCGCACCAGCCCGGCCUCCUGGCGGUGGCCGCCGGGGCCGAUGUGCACUUCGUCUGCCCGCCCGAGGACACGGCCAUCCGGCAAGUCCUCAAUCGCGUUCUGCAGCUGCCCUUCGGCGGACGCCGCUGCCUCGCGGCCACGCAACUCGACGACGACACACUGGUACUGCAAUUCAGCGACGGCUUCUUCGACUUCCUGGCUCUGCAUACAUCCAUGCGCGCAGCGCAGCACUUCCUCUGGCGCAACAACCCGAGCAUGGCCCCGGCCGGCCCGGCCGACCGGGUCUGGGUGUGCCCAUGGCUGCCUCUCUGCUGGGUGGCCUACGAGCAGGGCGCGCGCUUUGUCUUCCAUGCCGCCCGGCUUCGGGACCCACACAGCAGCGACAAGGGCUCCGUCUCGGAGCCCUGGGCCUUCCUCCCGGCCCGCACGUCCUUCGCCCUGAGUGUGGCCACCUGGCCCGGGGUCGUCCCGCCGGGCGUCCAGGCCGCCGCACCCACCGCCAUCGGGGUGGCCUUCCUCCGGCACAUGAGCCGGCGCUUCUGUGCCAUCCUGUACGCCGCCCUGAACCACGGCCAACGCGUGGCCCUCAUCCCGGAGGAAGACAUCAUCCGGCUGUUCAUCGACUCGGCCAGCCCGGAAGUCCUGUCCCGACCGCUGAUCUGCAUCUCCCAGGACAUCGAAAUGCCGGUCUCCAGCGACAUCCUCACCCUCGGCCAUGAACUCCAAUCGGCCACCGCACACCCGACCGUGGUCCUCCGCAGCGAUGCCCACUGGAGGACAGUCCUCCUGGCCAAGACCUUCCCAGACACGGGGGAUGCCUGCCUCCGGUCCCAGAUCCGGGUGGAGCUGUGGCCCCCACCGGAGAGCCUCACCUUGAACUAG
This is a messenger RNA of Fonticula alba, 2619 nucleotides long. RefSeq lists its product as hypothetical. The transcript is spliced from 8 exons. NCBI's taxonomy places the organism in Eukaryota, Rotosphaerida, Fonticulaceae. Bases 1 to 2619 code for a protein of 872 amino acids. The record is from RefSeq and is a predicted model, not a curated record.